CGUAUGGAGAUUAACCAAACUGACCAAUGCCUCAGGUUUUCCUGUCCGGAGAGAUCUGUAUCUACUGCAGUGUAUGUGUUGCUGUAUGUGUGUGCAGCUGCUGUAGUUCUGCUGACAGUGUGUGGAAAUCUGCUCAUCAUCAUCUCCGUCUGCCACUUCAAGCAGCUCCACACACCGACUAACAUGCUCAUCCUCUCUCUGGCUGUGUCGGACUGUCUGGUCGGAGUCUUUGUGAUUCCUGUAUCGUUAAUAUGGAUGAUCGAAUCGUGUUGGAUUUUCAGCGCAGUUUACUGUAUAUACUCUAUACUGACCUCCUAUUUUCUAACAACUACAUCAAUAUUUAACGUUGCUCUGAUCGCAGUCGAUCGGUAUUUUGCUCUCUCUAACCCCUUUCUCUACAGUAAUACGCUCUCUGUGAGCACCAUGUGCUGUAUAGUUUUAUCUAACUGGUUUAUACUGUUAGCUUAUAAUGUAGCACUUCAGUACUUCAACGGACACUUUGUGAGUGUGGUGAUGUGUCCCGGAGACUGUUUUUUUGUCUUAGACGAGAUCUGGUCUCUGGUUGAUCUUCUAUUUACAUUUGUGUUGCCAUGUGCUGUUAUAAUCAUACUGUACGUUCUGGUCUUUGUUAUUGCAAGGAAACACGCCACUGCCAUCAGAGACCUUAAUAUUCAUACUAAGGCAUUGAAGAGCACAGCAGACUCUAUGAAAUCAGAGAGAAAAGCAGCUAAAGUACUUGGCAUUCUGGUGUCUGUGUUUUUGGGAUGUUUAUUUCCAUACUUCAUUUAUACUGUGCUAGGUAACGUAAUAGAAAUCGAAAUGGGAUCAUUUCAAAAAGUCUUGUUGCUGGUUUAUCUUAAUUCUUCCAUUAAUCCAGUUAUUUAUGCCUUGUUUUAUCCGUGGUUUAGGAGGUGUGUUAGACUCACUUUGACUCUUCAAAUAUUCAACACGGAUUCUGCUCUGAUGAGUGUGCUUUGA
Pygocentrus nattereri (red-bellied piranha) is the source of this 978-nucleotide messenger RNA. Its product is annotated as trace amine-associated receptor 13c-like. The transcript has a single exon. Bases 4 to 978 code for a protein of 324 amino acids. Gene Ontology annotation, molecular function: trace-amine receptor activity. Lineage: Eukaryota; Metazoa; Chordata; Actinopteri; Characiformes; Serrasalmidae. Gene Ontology annotation, cellular component: membrane. Gene Ontology annotation, biological process: G protein-coupled receptor signaling pathway. The record is from RefSeq and is a predicted model, not a curated record.